Molecule: messenger RNA, 2997 nt
Organism: Neofelis nebulosa (Clouded leopard)
Lineage: Eukaryota; Metazoa; Chordata; Mammalia; Carnivora; Felidae
Product: zinc finger protein with KRAB and SCAN domains 8-like
Exons: 5
Coding region: 630-1439 (269 amino acids)
Source: RefSeq, a predicted model, not a curated record
GGCCUCCCGCGGACCACUCGGGGCGGCGGCGCUCCAGGAUUGGGCUGGUGGAGGGCCCGCCCGGAAGUGUCGAGAGGGCCGCCCCGGAAGUGCCGGGACUUCCGGCCCGCGGGCGGCGGUGGCAGCGAUUGCGCUGCUAGCGCUCACCUGCAGACUCGAGUCCCGCGUCCGAGGGGAACACGCGGGAGUCUGGCCGGCCGCCCCUCCGGCCGCGGACCCGACGCCCCAGUGCGGCCCGGUCUUUCCCACGGCCUCCCGGGAUUUAUGGAGCCGCCGUGACCACGUGCACCCCUGGUAGCUGUGGUGUAGCCCCCAGCCGACCCUCGGCCCGCCUUUCUGAACAGAUGGGGAAACUGCGGACGACUGGAAAUACGCACUUGGGGCAGGCUUCCUCUGCCACCCGGGUGCCCGGGACGUUUCCUGGUCCCAGCUCUUGCACAGUCAAGAAGUAACCUAGCAAGAAAUAUCAGCCCUGGGAGCCGAGGGAGGGAGAAUCACUGUCUCCAACUCCUACCCAGGAACGCACCAUUAAAAUCUCAACUAUAGGAACCCUUUAUCCCACGAGAGGGUUAAGUCCAGGCCAGAGGCACGAACAAGGUGUCUAUUCUGAAGGGAAGAAUUCUGUAAGGAUGGACCCCCACCAGCCGGUUGCCAGCUUACGGAAGGGGAGUACAUCGCAGGUUUCUGAGCGCGAGAAAACCUCUCGGUAUGUGAACCAGGUUCAAAGGCGGGAGGACAGGCCCACGGAAGGGAGACGGUACGCCUGCAGUGAAUGCGGGAAGAAGUUUGCCCAGAGCUCAGGCCUCGUCCGACAUCGGAGAGUCCACACCGGCGAGAAGCCCUACGAGUGUGGUCACUGCGGAAAAGCCUUCAGCGUGCGCUCCACCCUCACUGUGCAUGAGAGAAUCCACACUGGCGAGAAGCCCUAUACCUGUAAUGAGUGUACGAAAGGCUUCAGCGUGAGGGCACAUCUGAUCAUACAUCAGAGAAUUCACAAUGGGGAGAAACCGUAUGAAUGUAAUGAGUGUGGCAAAGCAUUUAGCGUGAGCUCAGACCUUAUCAAACAUCAGAGAAUCCACUCUGGUGAAAAGCCCUAUGAGUGCGACGAGUGUGGGAAAGCCUUCAGCGUGAGCUCCGCCCUCAUCAAACAUCAGAGAAUCCACACGGGAGAGAAGCCGUAUGAGUGCAAGGAGUGUGGGAAGGCCUUCUAUGUGAACUCCGCCCUAAUUAACCACCAGAGGAUUCACUCUGGAGAAAAGCCGUACGCGUGUGGAGAAUGCAGGAAAGCCUUCAGCCAGAUCUCAACCCUAAUUCAUCACCAGAGAAUCCAUACUGGAGAGAAACCGUACGAGUGUGAUGCGUGUGGGAAAGCUUUCCGUGGGAGUUCUAAUCUUACUAAGCACCAGAAAAUACACGCCAAAGGAAAGUGUCAUCAUUGAUUUAUGUGGCGAAGAUAUUCCAAAGGCCUUUUUUUUUGUAUCAGGAGUUAACACUAAGAGAAGGGCAUGGAAGAAGUUGAUGUCUUAAUUGGUACUUGGUCCUUUAGAAUAUUGAAGAAGUGAGAAGUCCGUGCAAAGUGCUCCAGAAUGACUAGUUAAAGCGCUGAAAUCACGUCGACUUCCGAGAAUGCGCUUUCACAACUCACAAGGAUGGAGGUUUGCAGACAGACUCCUCUGGGCGGAGAAUACUCUGAGACCAGCACUGAAGUGAUGCCAUACCCCACCCCAAACCAGCACAACUGAAUCCUAAGCAGUAAGUGGUAUUCUGUGGAACAAAUCGUCUUACCCGAGGAGUCCAGCUUGUUUGCCCCUCAUGGGGCAGAGCCACCCUCCCACACUGGACUCCAAGGCACAGCCACCGUGUGCAGUCUCUGUGUUGCAGUCAAGGAUGACAGGGCUUGUAGGCAUCCUCGUGCUGCAGGCCACACCUCCACCUGGAGGCCUGGUAUUGGGGACCUUGCCAAGCAACUCUGCCAAGACUCUCUCACUGGGGUAGAGGAAACUUGAGCACACUUUUCCCCCGCUCUAACUCUGUAUUCGGUACUUUUCCACUCCCGGCUCUCCCCCGCCCCCCUUCCUCCUGGCCGCCAGGAGUGCUCUCUUGGCAGUGAGACAGUCCCCGCAGCCGUGCUGAUCCUCCUGCCCCUUGCCUGACGCUGUCAGAUGAGUAAGAAUGGAACACUGCAGGUGCCAGCACUUUCUCGUGUUGAGCGUCUCGUUAAUGCCGUAGCAGGGAUUCAAGGCUUAGCUGUUACUUGUUUUUUUUUUAAUGUUUAUUUAUUAAUUUUGAGAGAGAGAGAACACAGGAGGGGCAGGGAGAGGGAGAGAGAGAAAGAAUCCCAAGCAGGCUCCUCUCUCUCAGCACAGAACCUGAUGCGGGGCUCGAACCUAUGAACCGUGAGAUCGUGACCUGAGCCAAAACCAAGAGUUGGACGCUCAACCGGCUGAGCCACCCAGGUGCACCUCUGACUUUAAUUUUUUCUUUUUUAAUUUUUUUUUUUUUUAACGUUUAUUUAUUUUUGGGACAGACAGAGACAGAGCAUGAACGGGGGAGGGGCAGAGAGAGAGGGAGACACAGAAUCGGAAGCAGGUUCCAGGCUCUGAGCCAUCAGCCCAGAGCCUGACGUGGGGCUUGAACUCACGGACCAUGAGAUCGUGACCUGAGCUGAAGUUGGACGCUCAACCGACAGAGCCACCCAGGCGCCCCUGAUUUUUGUCUGUGUUAACUGACCACCAACACCUGGCAGCUGGUGCACGAAAUGGUAUGAGAGUGUACAAGUGGACUUAGUGUCAUUAUGAUCAACUAGACUUUUGUUAUGUAACCAGCACCUCCCCCCACCCCCAGCUACCACCCCAAAUCUGUUGCUUACGGUGCGGGACUUAGUCUCGCUUAUGUUCUGUGUCAGCUGUGGCUCACGUGCAGAUCUGCACACGUUCUCUCCACUCCAGGACCCAGGCUUGAGGAGUAAAAGAAAAACGGUGGUGGGAAGACACAGUG